AUGUCUCCGUCGCGCUCGCAACCAAGGGCUAAUGUACUGACCCAUCAGCCCACCUCGACCGAAACGACUUCGACGCCUACGAGACCGCGGAGGAUGAUAGAGAGGGAGUCGCAAAUCACGAAACUUGAAUCCGCUGUCUUAUAUCCCCGGCUAGUUCUUUUGGAAGCUCUUACUGGCUUCAUGAAUAAACCAAAGCAACGAGCAAAAUCCGGUCUUGCGAUGUGUGAGGCUCGACGAGAUUUCCUGGAUUCCUUCGCUUAUCUUUGCGACGUGGAGAAAGGCGGCAAAACGGUCACGGCUACUGGCUUACAAAGACUAGAGAAGGACAACCAACUCUGGCUGGCUGCUAACGAAGGUAUACGCGAUGAUAUCCUGAUAUAUGCAAACGAUGUCUUGGAUCAGAUCAAAUCCGCAACCGCAGAGACUCAGAGCAUCAUUCAAGACCGCAUUGUGGCUCUUAGUGUCGAGAAGUGUAAGCCGAGGAUACAGGUCUACAAAACAGCGGUGCAGGAACUUGCACUGAAAUGCAGAAUGGCUCUCCGAAGAGUCGAGAGAGACGACGCCGUUAAUCUUCUACGAACCAAGUUGAAGAAGCUGCAUGAGCCGUCACCAAGUAUGAGCUUGGGCAGCUACGUUGAUCUGUGUCAUACUCUGAGAACCGAGUGCAUAGAGGCUAUCAAGUUACACUCCAGCACCACGGACGACGACUUCGGCAAACUAGCGCAUUUUGUCUAUCGCAUAGGUGCGACACGCGAAGCAGCAAACAAAGUCGUCGAAGCUAUGAUUCGUGUUCCUUCUCUUCAGCGAAUAUCCAGGAUACAGACCAUUAGUACGCCCCAAGUUGUCAAGAAGACCAUAUCGCCAAGCUGCAUGAGUCCACAUGAGGUCUUUUACGGUGUGCUCAAAGAGACCAGCCCAAAUGUUCCUUUGAAGUUUCAACAAGCAUUCCUCCAGCUAUACCAUUUGGACUCAUUACCAACGAGACCAAUCUAUAACCACAUGGUCUCGAAAGAAACGGUAGUGACCAGGAUACACGCCGAACUCCAAAUUGCAGACAAGUUCGCCAGGUCGCAGGCCAUCAACUUCGUUGACGACGACAAGGUUAUUCUGAGCCUGCAACCCACUGCAAAGUUAUACCCGGCUGUCGUGGACCAGACUAUGAGCUGA
Alternaria viburni is the source of this 1167-nucleotide messenger RNA. RefSeq lists its product as uncharacterized. The record is from RefSeq and is a predicted model, not a curated record. NCBI's taxonomy places the organism in Eukaryota, Fungi, Ascomycota, Dothideomycetes, Pleosporales, Pleosporaceae. The transcript is spliced from 3 exons. Bases 1 to 1167 code for a protein of 388 amino acids.